AUGGAUAUAACUAUGGGCUGCUGUACGGGCACAGGACCUCCUCCCUCCUGCCUUGUACUCCUGCUUCUCAAGCUUUUGGCCAGUGUUUCCCAGGGUCUCCCAGGGACAGGACCCCUGGGCUUCCACUUUACACAUUCCAUUUAUAAUGCUACAGUGUAUGAGAACUCGGCAGCAAGGACCUAUGUCAACAGCCAGAGCAGAAUGGGUAUCACCUUGUCAGAUCUUUCCUGGGACAUCAAAUACAGAAUAGUGUCUGGGGAUGAAGAAGGCUUCUUCAAAGCAGAGGAAGUCAUCAUUGCAGACUUUUGUUUCCUCAGAAUAAGAACUAAAGGUGGCAAUUCUGCCAUACUGAAUAGAGAAAUCCAGGACAAUUAUUUAUUGAAUGUAAAAGGUUCUGUCAGAGGAGAGGAUUUAGAAGCAUGGACCAAAGUGAAUAUACAGGUUUUGGAUAUGAAUGAUUUGAGACCUUUGUUUUCACCAACAACAUACUCUGUUACAAUAGCAGAAAGCACACCUUUAAGGACUAGCAUUGCCCAGGUAACAGCCACUGAUGCCGACAUUGGUUCUAAUGGUGAAUUCUACUAUUACUUUAAAAACAAAGUUGACCUCUUUUCCGUUCACCCUACAAGUGGUGUAAUCUCUCUAAGUGGGAGGCUAAACUACGAUGAGAAGAACAGGUAUGACCUCGAAGUUUUGGCGGUGGACCGGGGGAUGAAACUUUAUGGUAACAAUGGUGUCAGCAGCACGGCAAAGCUUUUUGUUCACAUUGAACGGAUCAAUGAACAUGCACCAACCAUCAGUGUGGUCACGCACAUCCCCUUCCCAUUGGACAAGGAGCCCACGUAUGCAGUGGUUAAUGUUGAUGACCUAGAUGAGGGUGCAAAUGGAGAGAUUGAAUCAAUUUCCAUUGUGGCUGGAGAUCCUUUGGAACAAUUUCUCCUAGUAAAGGAAGGCAAAUGGAUUAAUGAGUACAAAAUUAAGGAGAGAAAGUCAAUUGACUGGGAGGGCUUUCCGUAUGGCUACAAUCUCACUCUUCAAGCAAAGGACAAAGGUUCUCCCCAGAAGUUUUCAGCUGUAAAAGUAGUCCACAUUGCCAAUCCCCAGAGAGACAGCAUCCCCAUCAGAUUUGAGAAGGAAACCUACAAUGUCACAAUUAGUGAAUUUUCACCUCCUGGAGUUGUGGUCGCCAUUGUUAAAUUGAACCCAGAGCCGCCAGGGGUGGAAUACAGAAUAUCUCCUGGUGAGGAUGCAGAGUAUUUUAAGAUUAACCCAAGGUCUGGUUUGAUAGUCACAGCUCAACCUCUGGAUGUCAUCAAGAAAGAAGUUUAUGAGCUAGCGGUGUCAAACAAAGAAGGUGAUUUGAAAGCACAAGUCACCAUUGGUUUGGAAGAUGCCAAUGACCAUACUCCUGAAUUCCAGCAGUCCUCCUAUGAAGCUUUUGUUAAUGAGAGUGUGCCCAUGGGUACAAGCGUGUUAUCCAUUUCAGCUUCUGAUAAGGACAAAGGAGAGAAUGGGUAUAUCACAUACAGUAUCGCCAGCCUCAAUGCAUUACCAUUUUCCAUUAAUCAGUUUACAGGUGUUAUUCGUACAACUGAGGAAUUGGAUUUUGAAUCCUCUCCAGAAAAUUACAGGUUUAUCGUGAGGGCCUCUGACUGGGGUUCACCUUAUCGUCAUGAAAGUGAGGUCAACGUGACCAUUCGUAUAGGAAAUGUCAAUGACAACAGUCCUUUGUUUGAGAAAGUGGCCUGCCAGGGAGUCAUUUCAUACGACUUCCCCGUUGGGGGGCACAUUACUGCUGUGUCAGCAAUAGACAUUGAUGAACUGGAACUAGUAAAGUACAAAAUCCUCUCUGGAAAUGAACUUGGUUUUUUUUAUUUAAAUCCUGACUCAGGUGUCUUACAACUUAAAAAGUCCUUGAUUAACUCUGGCGUGAAGAAUGGUAACUUUGGCCUCAGGAUCACAGCCACUGAUGGGGAGAAUUUUGCAGAUGCCAUGUUUGUUAAUAUUUCAGUCUUACAAGGGAAAGUGUCUUCUAAGAGCUUUAGCUGUCGAGAAACUCGAGUGGCACAAAAAUUAGCAGAGAAACUCCUCAUCAAAGCAAAAGCCAAUGGGAAGCUAAAUUUGGAAGAUGGAUUUCUUGACUUUUACUCUGUUAAUAGGCAGGGGCCCCAUUUUGACAAAUCCUUUCCUUCUGAUAUCGCUGUCAAGGAAGACUUGCCAGUUGGUGCUAACAUCUUAAAAAUAAAAGCCUUUGACGCAGACUCCGGCUUCAAUGGGAAGGUGGUCUUUACCAUCUCUGAUGGUAAUACAGAUAGUUGCUUCAACAUUGACAUGGAAACAGGCCAGCUUAAAGUUCUGAUGCCGAUGGACCGAGAACAGACAGACCUCUACCUUCUUAACAUUACAAUUUAUGAUUUGGGGAAGCCCCAGAAAUCUUCAUGGAGGUUACUGACCAUUAAUGUGGAGGAUGCUAAUGACAACAGACCCAUUUUCCUGCAGGAGAGUUACUCUGUUAAUAUUCUAGAAAGUUCAAGUAUUGGUACUGAGAUCAUUCAAGUGGAAGCCAGGGAUAAAGAUUUGGGACCUAAUGGGGAAGUGACUUACUCAGUAUUAACGGAUGCACAGCAAUUUUCUAUCAAUAGUUCAACUGGGAUAGUUUAUGUAGCUGAUCAAUUAGACCGGGAAUCCAAAGCAAACUACUCAUUAAAAAUAGAAGCCAGGGACAAAUCUGAGAGUGGCCAGCAGCAAUUUUCUGUGGUCACUCUUAAGGUUUUCUUGGAUGAUGUCAAUGAUUGCUCCCCUACUUUUAUACCAACCAGCUACAGUGUAAAGGUCCUUGAAGAUCUUCCAGUCGGUACAGUCAUUGCAUGGCUGGAAACCCAUGAUCCAGACCUUGGCUUGGGAGGUCAAGUGCGCUACUCCUUGGUGAAUGACUAUAACGGGAGAUUUGAAAUCGAUAAAGCUAGUGGUGCUAUUCGUUUGAGCAAAGAGCUCGAUUAUGAGAAACAGCAGUUCUACAACCUCACGGUCCGUGCAAAAGACAAAGGGCGCCCGGUGUCUUUGUCAUCUGUUUCCUUUGUGGAGGUGGAAGUGGUGGACGUCAAUGAAAACCUUCACACUCCCUAUUUCCCAGACUUUGCUGUGGUUGGAUCUGUAAAGGAAAACUCCCGUAUUGGAACAAGUGUGUUACAAGUGACUGCGAGAGAUGAGGAUUCUGGCAGGGAUGGGGAGAUCCAAUAUUCUAUCAGGGAUGGCAGUGGCCUUGGGAGGUUUAACAUAGAUGACGAAAGUGGGGUCAUCUAUACUGCAGACAUUCUUGAUCGAGAAACAACUGGGUCCUACUGGCUGACCGUGUACGCCACCGAUCGAGGUGUUGUGCCGCUCUAUUCUACCAUUGAGGUCUACAUUGAGAUUGAAGAUGUGAACGACAACGCUCCUUUGACCUCAGAGCCCAUUUACUAUCCUGUGGUCAUGGAAAAUUCUCCUAAGGAUGUAUCCGUCAUUCAGAUUCAGGCUGAAGAUCCGGAUUCCAGCUCCAACGAAAAGCUGACCUACAGGAUUACAAGCGGUAAUCCUCAGAACUUCUUUGUCAUAAACGUCAAAACAGGUCUGAUCACAACCACUUCAAGGAAAUUGGAUCGAGAACAGCAGGCAGAACAUUUUCUAGAGGUGACCGUUACUGAUGGUGGUUCUUCUCCAAAGCAGUCAACAGUUUGGGUUGUGGUUCAGGUUCUGGAUGAAAAUGACAAUAAGCCUCAGUUCCCAGAGAAAGUCUACCAGAUCAAGCUGCCAGAGCGGGACCGAAAGAAAAGAGGAGAACCAAUUUACAGGGCUUUUGCUUUUGAUAAAGAUGAAGGUCCCAAUGCGGAGAUAUCCUACAGCAUCGUAGAUGGAAAUGAUGAUGGAAAGUUCUUUAUUGACCCUAAGACUGGCAUGGUCUCUUCCAGGAAGCAAUUUACAGCAGGGAGUUACGACAUCCUCACAAUCAAAGCAGUGGACAAUGGACGCCCACAGAAGUCCUCUACCGCCCGCCUCCACAUCGAAUGGAUUAAGAAGCCACCUCCUUCCCCUGUGCCUCUGACCUUUGAUGAGCCAUUCUAUAACUUUACUGUCAUGGAAAGCGAUCGAGUGACAGAAAUUGUGGGGGUGGUGUCUGUGCAGCCGGCCAAUAUACCUCUGUGGUUUGAUGUAGUUGGGGGGAAUUUUGACAGCUCUUUCGAUGCAGAGAAAGGUGUUGGGACAAUUGUCAUUGCAAAACCUCUGGAUGCAGAGCAGAGGUCCAUCUAUAAUAUGAGUGUGGAAGUCACCGAUGGAACAAAUGUUGCUGUCACUCAGGUAUUCAUCAAAGUGCUAGAUAACAAUGAUAAUGGCCCUGAGUUCUCUCAGCCAAGUUAUGAAGUCACAAUUUCAGAGGAUGUCCUGCCAGACACUGAGAUAUUACAAGUUGAGGCGACAGACAGAGAUGAAAAACACAAACUGAGCUACACAAUCCACAGCAGUAUUGACUCAGUAAGCAUGAGGAAAUUCCGGAUCGAUGCCAGCACCGGAGUUCUGUACAUUGCUGAGAGGCUAGACCAUGAGGCCCAGGACAAGCACAUUCUUAAUAUAAUGGUCAGAGAUCAGGAAUUUCCUUAUCGGAGAAAUUUGGCCCGAGUCAUUGUGCAUGUAGAAGAUGCCAAUGAUCACAGCCCCUAUUUUACCAGCCCACUCUAUGAAGCAUCUGUAUUUGAAUCUGCAGCCUUGGGAUCAGCUGUUCUGCAAGUGACUGCUCUGGAUAAAGACCGGGGAGAAAAUGCAGAACUCCUCUAUACCAUAGAAGCAGGAAACACUGGAAACACAUUUAAGAUUGAACCCAUCUUGGGCAUCAUUACUGUAUCAAAAGAACCAGAUAUGACGACAAUGGGGCAGUUUGUUUUGUCCAUAAAAGUCACUGAUCAGGGCUCCCCACCGAUGUCUGCCACUGCCAUCGUUCGCAUCUCUGUUACCAUGUCAGAUAAUUCUCACCCCAAGUUCACUCAGAAAGACUACCAAGCAGAAGUGAACGAAAAUGUCGACAUUGGGACAUCAGUCAUUUUAAUCUCUGCCAUCAGUCAAUCUACCGUAAUUUAUGAAGUGAAAGAUGGAAAUAUCGAAGGGAUCUUUACCAUAAACCCAUAUUCUGGUGUGAUAACCAAUCAAAAGGCCCUUGAUUACGAACGUAUUUCCUCUUAUCAACUCAUCAUCCAAGCUACCAACAUGGCAGGGAUGGCAUCCAAUGCCACAGUUAAUAUUCAAAUUGUUGACGAAAAUGAUAAUCCCCCCAUUUUCCUUUUCUCUCAGUACUCAGGCAGCCUCAGCGAAGUUGCCCCCAUAAACAGCAUCGUCCGUAGCUUAGGCAACAAUCCAUUGGUGAUUCGAGCCACAGAUGCUGAUAGUAAUCAGAAUGCUUUGCUGGUGUAUCAGAUUGUUGAGUCCACUGCAAAGAAGUUUUUCACUGUGGACUCCAGCACGGGCGCCAUCCGAACAAUCGCCAGCUUGGACCAUGAAACCAUUGCCCAUUUCCAUUUCCACGUUCACGUGAGAGACAGUGGUAACCCCCAGCUGACUGCAGAGAGCCCAGCCGAGGUCAAUAUUGAGGUGACGGAUGUGAAUGAUAAUCCUCCAGUUUUCACGCAGGCAGUGUUUGAGACGGUCUUACUUCUACCCACUUACGUUGGGGUGGAGAUUCUGAAAGUCCAAGCAACCGAUCCUGACUCAGACGUGCCGGCUGAACUAGCAUACAGUCUGAUGGAAGGCAACUUGGACCAUUUUUUAAUUGAUUCCAAUAGUGGGGUGCUCUCCAUAAAAAAUAGCAGCCUUUCCAAAGAUCAUUAUAUGCUCAUAGUUAGAGUGUCAGAUGGUAAGUUUUAUGGUACUGCCAUGGUGACCAUCAUGGUGAAAGAAGCCAUGGACAGUGGUCUCCAUUUCACACAGAGUUUUUACUUUGCUUCAAUCUCAGAAAACAGUACCAACAUCACCAAAGUAGCCAUUGUCAAUGCAAUUGGAAAUCGCCUUAAUGAACCUUUAAAAUAUAGCAUAUUGAAUCCAGGAAACAAGUUCAAAAUAAAAUCUACCUCCGGGGUCAUCCAGACAACUGGUGUCCCCUUCGACCGUGAAGAACAAGAGUUGUACGAGCUGGUGGUAGAAGCCAGUCGGGAGUUAGACCAUCUGCGUGUGGCCAGGGUGGUCGUCAGGGUGAACAUUGAAGACAUCAAUGACAACUCUCCAGUUUUUGUGGGGCUCCCUUACUAUGCUGCUGUGCAGGUGGAUGCUGAACCUGGGACUCUCAUCUACCGGGUCACUGCUCUUGACAGAGACAAAGGUGCCAACGGGGAAGUGACCUACACCCUUCAAGAGGACUACGGCCACUUUGAAAUUAACCCAGAAUCAGGGAGUGUCUUUUUAAAAGAAGCCUUCAAUUCUGACUUAUCCAACAUUGAGUAUGGAGUCAUCAUCCUUGCCAAAGAUGGCGGCAAGCCCGCGUUGUCCGCAUCCGUGGAGCUUCCCAUCACUAUCGUCAACAAAGCGAUGCCCGUAUUCGACAAACCUUUUUAUACGACUUCCAUCAAUGAGGAUGUCGAAAUGCACACUCCCAUCCUCAGCAUCAAUGCCACCAGCCCAGAAGGACAAGGAAUCAUUUACAUCAUCGUGGAUGGGGAUCCUUACAACCAGUUCAACAUUGACUUUGACACCGGAGUUCUGAAUGUCAUCAGCCCACUGGACUAUGAAGUAACACCUGUUUUUAAACUGACGGUGAGGGCCAGUGAUGCUCUCACUGGUGCCAGGGCUGAGGUCACUGUCGACUUGCUAGUUAAUGAUGUAAAUGAUAAUCCCCCCAUAUUUGAUCAACCCACCUACAACGCAACCUUGUCGGAAGCCUCUCUCAUCGGCACGCCUGUUUUGCAAGUGGUCGCUUCCGAUGCAGAUUCAGAAAACAAUAAAAUUGUGCAAUACCAGAUUGUCCAGGAUACCUAUAAUAGUACUGAUUAUUUUCACAUAGAUAGCACAAGUGGCUUAAUCUUGACAGCUCGCAUGUUAGAUCAUGAAUCAGUACAACAAUCCACUUUAAAAGUCAGGGCAACAGAUAAUGGAUUCCCGCCAAUGAGCAGCGAGGUACUUGUUAAUAUUUAUGUGACCGACAUGAAUGACAACCCUCCGGUUUUUAACCAGCUGAUUUAUGAAUCCUACGUGAGUGAAUUAGCCCCACGGGGCCAUUUUGUGACCUGUGUCCAAGCUUCUGAUGCCGACAGCUCUGAUUUUGACCGGCUGGAAUAUAGCAUUUUAUCUGGGAAUGAUCGAACGAGUUUUCUGAUGGACAGCAAGAGCGGUAUCAUCACCCUGUCCAACCACCGGAAGCAGAGAAUGGAGCCUCUGUAUAGUUUAAACGUGUCUGUCUCUGACGGGUUGUUCACUAGCACAGCACAGGUGCAUAUCAGGAUACUCGGUGCUAAUUUAUACAGUCCUGCCUUUUCACAAAGCACCUAUGUUGCUGAAGUGAGGGAGAAUGCUGCUCCAGGGACAAAGGUCAUUCAUGUCAGAGCGACCGAUGGGGAUCCAGGCAUCUAUGGACAGAUCAGCUAUGCUAUUAUCAAUGACUUUGCUAAGGACCGAUUCUUGAUAGACAACAAUGGGCAAGUCAUCACCACAGAAAGGCUGGAUCGGGAAAGCCCAAUGGAAGGGGACAUCAGUAUUUUCUUGAGGGCUUUAGAUGACGGAGGGAGAACAACCUUCUGUACCGUGAGGGUGAUCGUCGUGGAUGAAAAUGAUAACGCUCCCCAAUUUUUGACAGUAGAAUAUAGAGCUAGCGUCCGAGCCGAUGUUGGAAGAGGUCACUUGGUGACCCAGGUGCAAGCCAUCGACCCAGAUGAUGGAGUGAAUUCAAGGAUUACUUAUUCGCUCUACAGCGAGGCCUCUGUCUCGGUAGCAGAUCUUCUUGAAAUUGACCCUGACAAUGGCUGGAUGGUCACAAAAAGUAAUUUUCACCAGUUGAAAAACACCGUCUUGUCAUUUUUUGUCAAAGCGGUCGAUGGUGGUAUCCCAGUAAAGCACUCCCUCAUUCCUGUCUAUAUUCACGUCUUGCCUCCUGAAAUACUCUUACCUUCCUUCACCCAGCCCCAAUAUUCCUUUGCUCUUCCAGAAGAUACCGUCAUUGGAAGCACAGUGGAUUCUCUCAGGAUUUUGCCUAGUCAGAAUGUUGUGUUUAGUACCGUUAAUGGCGAACGACCUGAAAAUAACAAAGGUGGAGUCUUCAUCAUUGAGCAGGACACUGGCACCAUCAAACUGGACAAGCGCCUGGACCGCGAAAUGACCCCUGCUUUUCACUUUAAGGUAGCGGCCACCAUUCCCUUGGACAAAGUGGACAUUGUGUUUACUGUUGACAUAGAGAUCAAGGUCCUCGAUCUAAAUGAUAACAAACCAUUCUUUGAUGCUUCAAGCUAUGAAGCCAUCAUAAUGGAGGGAAUGCCUGUGGGGACCAGACUCAUUCAGGUGAAGGCUAUUGAUAAAGAUUGGGGUGCCAACGGACAGGUCACUUAUGCCCUCCACUCUGAUUCCAAUGCCGAGAAGGUCAUGGAAGUGUUCAGCAUCGACACGAACACUGGCUGGAUCAGCACCUUGAAAGACUUGGACCACGAGAGGGAUCCCACUUUCACUUUCUCAGUGCUGGCCUCAGACCUUGGAGAAGCCUUCUCCCUGUCUUCCACAACCCUGGUGUCAGUCACCGUCACAGAUAUAAAUGACAAUGCACCUGUCUUUGGCCACGAAGUCUACCGAGAGCACGUGAAGGAAAGCGAUCCUCCAGGGGAAGUGGUAGCCCUCCUCAGCACCUGGGACGAAGACACAUCGGACAUCAAUCGGCAAGUGAGCUAUCACAUUACAGGAGGGAAUCCCAGAGGAAGAUUCGCUUUGGGUCUGGUGCAAAAUGAAUGGAAGGUUUAUGUGAAGCGACCUCUUGAUCGAGAAGAGCAAGAUAUUUACUUUCUAAACAUCACUGCCACUGACGGGCUUUUUGUCACUCAGGCGAUGGUGGAAGUCACUGUCACUGAUGUGAAUGACAACAGUCCAGUGUGUGACCAGUUGCCAAAGGAAACAAUCCCAGAUGCUGCACUUUUGGCCAUGUGUGGGUUUAGUUACACUCCUUUGAAGGUCAUCCAGAUGUGUUUGCUAUAUUUCAAGAGUCCCUCGUGCUUUCUUGGUGAGUUAAAAACCCUGGCCCUUUUGGAUCGAGAGAAAAUUCCUGUGUACAACCUGAUUGCCAGGGCAACAGAUGGGGGUGGCAGGUUCUGCCAGUCUGACAUCCGCCUGAUUCUGGAAGACGUUAAUGACAAUCCUCCCAUAUUUUCAUCUGACCAUUAUAACACAUGCAUCUAUGAGAAUACAGCCACCAAAGCCUUGUUAACAAGAGUACAAGCCACAGAUCCUGACUUAGGCAUCAACAGAAAAGUUGUUUAUUCUCUGGCAGACUCAGCAGGAGGGUACUUUUCAGUAGACAGCUCAUCAGGCAUUAUCAUCUUGGAGCAGCCUCUGGAUCGAGAGCUACAGUCAUCCUAUAACAUCAGUGUGAAGGCAUCUGACCAGAGCAUCCUUAAGGCAUUGUCUUCCCUGGCUACGGUCACCAUUACUGUGUUGGAUAUUAAUGACAACCCCCCUGUGUUUGAAAGAAGGGACUAUCUUGUUACAGUACCAGAAGAUACAUCCCUAGGCACAGAAGUUCUUGCCGUUUUUGCCACAAGCAAAGAUAUUGGCACAAAUGCUGAAAUUACUUAUCUCAUCCGGUCUGGGAAUGAACGAGGGAAAUUCAAAAUUAACCCAAAGACAGGAGGAAUUUCUGUCAUUGAGGCCUUGGACUAUGAAAUGUGCAAAGAUUUUUACCUCGUGGUGGAAGCCAAAGAUGGUGGUACCCCAGCCCUCAGUGCUGUGGCCACGGUGAACAUCAAUCUUACUGAUGUGAAUGACAAUGCACCCAAAUUUAAUCAGGAGGUCUACAGUGCAGUCAUCAGUGAAGAUGCUUCCAUCGGGGACUCAGUCAUUGUGUUAAUAGCAGAAGAUGUAGAUAGCCCACCCAAUGGACAGAUUCGUUUCUCCAUUGUCAGUGGGGACCGGGACAAUGAGUUUGCUGUGGAUCCUGUCUUGGGACUCAUUAAAGUUAAAAAGAAAUUGGACCGAGAACGGGUGUCUGGAUACUCAUUACUCAUUCAGGCUACGGACAGUGGCAUUCCUGCCAUGUCAUCCACUGUGACAGUCAACAUAGACAUUUCCGAUGUAAAUGACAAUGGCCCCGUUUUCACGCCAGCCAACUAUACUGCGGUAAUCCAGGAAAACAAACCAGUGGGAACAAGCAUUUUGCAGCUGAUGGUGACAGAUCGAGAUUCCUUUCACAAUGGGCCCCCUUUCACCUUUACCAUCUUGGCAGGGAACGAAGAAGAGGAGUUUGUGUUGGACCCUCAUGGGAUAUUACGAUCAGCAGUUGUCUUUAGGCACACAGACUCUCCAGAUUACGUGCUUUAUAUCCAGGCAAAGGACUCGGGCAAGCCCCAGCAAGUUUCCCACUCUUACAUUCGGGUCCGUGUGAUUGAAGAAAGCAUCCACAAGCCCACUGCCAUCCCUUUAGAAAUCUUUAUCGUCACCAUGGAGGAUGACUUCCCCGGGGGCGUCAUUGGGAAAAUCCACGCCACCGACCAGGAUGUAUAUGACGUUCUCACGUAUUCCCUGAAAUCUGAGCAGAGGAGCUUGUUCAAAGUGAACACCCAUGAUGGGAAGAUCAUUGCCCUGGGGGGCCUGGACAGCGGUAAAUACAUUCUGAAUGUUUCCGUGAGUGACGGCCGCUUCCAAGUGCCCAUUGACGUCAUCGUCCACGUGGAGCAGCUGGUACAGGAGAUGCUGCAGAACACAGUCACCAUCCGGUUCGAGAACGUGUCCCCCGAGGACUUUGUUGGGCUGCACAUGCACGGGUUCCGGAGGACCCUCCGGAAUGCUGUCCUUUCUCAGAAACAGGACAGUCUCCACAUCAUCAGCAUUCAGCCUGUGGCUGGCACCAACCAACUGGACAUGUUGUUUGCUGUGCAAAUGCACAGUGGUGGCUUCUACAAGCCUGCGUACCUCAUCCAAAAGCUAUCCAAUGCAAGGAGACAUUUGGAGAAUGUGAUUCGCAUCUCUGCCAUCCUGGAGAAGAACUGCUCUGGCCUGGACUGCCAGGAACAACACUGUGAGCAAAGUUUGUCCAUAGAUUCACACUCUCUAAUGACCUACAGCACGGCUCGCAUUAGUUUUGUGUGUCCUCGUUUCUACAGGAAUGUGCGCUGUACAUGUAAUGGAGGACUUUGUCCAGGGUCAAAUGAUCCUUGUGUGGAGAAGCCCUGUCCUGGGGACAUGCAGUGUGUUGGGUAUGAAGCCAGUAGAAGACCAUUCAUCUGCCAGUGUCCACCAGGAAAACUGGGUGAAUGCUCAGGGCACACUUCUCUCAGCUUUGCUGGAAACAGUUACAUCAAAUACCGGCUUUCUGAAAAUAGCAAGAAAGAGGAAUUUAAGUUGGCUCUGCGUCUGCGAACACUGCAAAGCAAUGGGAUUAUAAUGUACACCAGAGCAAAUCCCUGCAUAAUUCUGAAGAUUGUAGACAGCAAACUGUGGUUCCAGUUGGACUGUGGCACAGGUCCCGGAAUCUUGGGCAUCUCUGGCCGAGCUGUGAAUGAUGGGAAUUGGCACUCAGUCUUCUUAGAGCUCAAUCAGAAUUUCACAAGCUUGUCUCUGGACGAUAGCUAUGUGGAACGCCGCAAAGCCCCCCUCUAUUUCCAGACACCGAACACAGAGAGUGCCAUCUACUUUGGCGCCCUGGUGCAGGUGGACAACAUCCGGAGCCUGACGGACAAGAGGGUCACCCAGGUCCUGAGCGGCUUCCAGGGUUGCCUGGAUUCUGUGGUCCUGAAUAACAAUGAGCUGCCCCUGCAGAACAAACGCAGCAGCUUUGCUGAGGUGGUGGGCCUCACUGAGCUCAAGCUUGGAUGCGUCCUGUACCCGGAUGCCUGUGAGCGGAAUCCCUGCCAGAAUGGAGGGAGCUGUGCCAGCCUGCCAUCUGGUGGUAAGUGCCCCAGCCUGUAG
This is a messenger RNA of Gracilinanus agilis (Agile Gracile Mouse Opossum), 12111 nucleotides long. It is a transcript of the gene FAT3, whose product is annotated as FAT atypical cadherin 3. Gene Ontology annotation, molecular function: calcium ion binding. Gene Ontology annotation, cellular component: plasma membrane; cell-cell junction. Lineage: Eukaryota; Metazoa; Chordata; Mammalia; Didelphimorphia; Didelphidae. The record is from RefSeq and is a predicted model, not a curated record. Gene Ontology annotation, biological process: homophilic cell-cell adhesion. The coding region runs from base 1 to 12111 and encodes 4036 amino acids. The transcript has 21 exons.